UACCGCCUUCAGAAUAAUUGCUCAAGUCAGUAGCCGGGCGGUGGUAAACUGUAAAUGAAAUAGAGAGCUCGCCUUUAUUCUCAGGUAAACUUUAUGUAAAUGUUUCAUUUGUUACCAGAGUUAUUUUAUGAAGAACUGUACUUAAAAUGUACUUAAAAUUCGUAAUUAAAAUUCGUGAAACCAUUUUUCAUUUUCUUCGUUUGUGUCUGAUUGUUUUGCGACAAUGUUUUAAACUUUUGUUUGUUUUGGAAAUAGAAAAAUGCCAUCGCUCUCCCUGCUUGGGAUUUAGUAGUUCAUUUUUUAAAUUCUUGGUUGUAGUUUGAAUACUUACGGUUCCAGCGUUAAAUCAAGUUUUACUUUUCAGGAGUGAGACCCAAAAGAAUCAGGGAAAAAAACGUGCCGUGUGAUAAAGACCGAAAAUAUUGAAACAGGGGGGCAGACUUUAAUCUCAGUUACUUUUAACCAGAAAAAUAUUGUAUUAUUGUUUUUUUAUAAAAGAAAAUAUUUUUUAUCAUCCAUUUAUCGUAGUUUUUAUUUACAGUUUAUUUAUUAUUUAUUUAUCUACAUAAGGUAUCCAUGAGGUAGUGUUUUUUUAAACAAAGUUAUGAGUAAAAUGGAUACAACUAUGUGAAAACUAAAAUCGUAUUGGAAAAAUAGAAAACUGUAAACAAUACUGUAAGAUUUCUUAAUCUUACACAGUAUAGAUUAGACCAUAUUCAACAUUUUAUUACCUAAUACAUAUUCUUUUUCUUGUAAUUAAAACAUAUUUUUAAAAGUUUGAGCGUUGGAUUAACUUUACUUUGAAAUCCAUAAACGGAAGUUUGUGGUUCGUGUUGCUACGGUUACCUCCAUAUGGGUUUAUUACUUUAUUACUUUGUUUGUUAAAUCGGUUGCAGUGUCCCCCUUUAUCAUCUAAGCGUCGCCGUUUUUCUUUCUCCCGGGCUCCAUGGGACCCGGAAGUGAACGAGCUGCCGGAGGUCAGUCUCUCGGGGUCACCGAGCUCCACAAUGGCGUGGAGGAACUACAGCGUUGUGCUCAGACUUACCGGAGAUCAUGUCACACGGAGCUGCGUGAAGGGCGGCAGGUUAGUCAGUGCCGCUCUAGAGAGAGGGAGAGACUGUCCCGGCUGACAGGCUGACAGACCUCCGCUUGUUCUCUGUGUUAUAUUUACAAGUUUAUCCGUUAGCAGUAGGCUAACUGAGAUGACUGCUGUUUCUCUUGAUUAAGUCCAGUUUGAAUCAUUUCACAUUGUAGGACCCUAAAAUUUAAGAUUUCUAUUAAAGCACUGAUGUAAAUGAUCAUCUGUAAUUUUCUAUUCUCCUCGGUUUUAUGGAUCAUCAGGGUGUCUGUGUAUUUUCUCUGUGGGUGAAGUUCUCCCUCCCUCCAGCAGGUGGCCUCACAGCUUCCAGCAGAGAUGCGGCUUCAGAAAAGCUGCCAGGAAACCUGAAAUCAAGAAGGUGGAGGAGGAGCUGGUACCCCCCCACACAGAGUCCUCUGAGUCAACAGUCAACCGCCGGACCUCCACUCCCUCCUUGGACCAUCAGCCUCCCCCCUCUCCCCCCAGAGCCUUCAGCCGGCUCCUUAAACCACUGGUCUUCACUGUGGGGGUAGGUUUUAGCUCACCUGUACAGUGCUAGAGGUGACAUCAUCAUUGAUGUCACAGACAGGUGCUAACUCCAUGUCAGUUUACAGGCUGCUCCUUUGGCACGGCGGCCAUCUGGCAGUACGAGUCCCUCAAAUCCCGAGUGCAGAGCUACUUUGAUGAGAUCCGAGCUGAUUGGCUGGAGAAGCUGCGACCUCAGAAACGAGGAGACGUCCGCAAAGAGGUGAGGGGGAGGAGUCGCACACAUUACAGUCCCCAGGUGUGAACAGUAUGAUAUUACUGCUACGUUUGAGUUACCUCAGAAGUCAGAGGUCCCAGCUGGAAAUGAGGUCACACCCGAGUUCCCAGCGUUUCAGUUACCAAGUCGGAAAAAAACAAAUCGAAGGCGGAAACAAGAUGGCUACAUCUACGAAUUCUUGGCUGUGUCCGAAAUGAAUCACUCAAUCCCUAACCCCCAUAUGGGGUGUUACUAUAUAGUUAACGAUGUAGUGAACUCAAUUACUGAAGGUUUCGGACACUACAUGGCAAGGCGCAAUGCAUGACGGGAUGCCCGCCACCGUUGAGUGACCAUUGGAUGGUCACUACUAGGGCUGCACGAUAUAUCGUUUGAGCAUCGUCAUCGCGAUGUACGUGUGUGUGCAAUAGUCACGUCGCAGAGCCUGCAAUGUCGGAGGUGAAUGAACAUUUGCUGGGCAGCGAUCCACCAAUCACCUUCGUUCUGUACUCAGUUGCCAAUCAGACUACCCUGUCAGCUGUCAAUCAAAAUCAGAGAGGAGGAAACCACACCCCUGCACAUGUCCUGCACAUGGAGUGAGUCGCUGGCGCUACUGGAGUUGAGCCGAGAAACGCGUGUCCGCUGAGAAUUACUUUCGGAACAUUCUUCAUCACUGUUUAGCCCAACAAAUAAGAACUGUAUGGGUUUUAAAUUGUACAUGCGUUUCUCAGCACAACCCCGGUAAACAACAACAACGAUCGCAAACUGAGCAACAAACAGAGAAAACCACCGAAGAUGAAGACUUGUUGCCAAAAAGAAAAGGAAAGUCAGUUAUCUGGAAUUAUUUCGGUUACAAGAUGGACGAUGUUGACCAAAACACGUGUUCUGUGUUCAUCUGUUGCCACAAUAACGCCCCAGCACAAUAAAAGCUAAAAAUAUCAUUGAGACAGACAGAAGCCAUUCUACUAACAUUCACAAAAAGAGGUAAGAUCAGUGCAGGUUAACUGUCCUCAAGAUUUCAGCGAUGCAGCAUAACAUUAAGUGCUAUUCAGGUCAUCUGGUGAAAAUUCCUGUAUUUUUUAAUAUGGCAGUAUAUAUCGCAGGGUUGAAAAAAAUCGCAAUGUUAGUUUUCCAAUAUCGUGCAGCCUUAGUCACUACAUUUUGCAAUGCUUUAUGGAAAAUUUUGAGUCACCUAUAUUGGGCACUGGAAUUGAUCACUGAGGUUUCGGACACCCCUCAAAAUGGCGCUAACCCCCAUGUAGUCACCUAUAUAGGGGUUAGGGAUCCAUUUUCGGACACAGCUUGUUUCAGCCCUCUGAUUUUGUUUUUUUCCAACUUGGUAACUGAAACGCUGGGAACUCGGGUGUGACGUCAUUUUCAGCCCCGACAUCUGAUUUCCGAGGUAACUCAAACGCAGCAUAAAACUCACAGUUGGAGCCCUGAUUGGCUGUUUGUGUUUCAGAUCAACCAAUGGUGGAGCAGCCUGAGUGAGGGUCAGAAAACAGUGGCAGGUAUGAUUACACACUUACAGGUCCUGUUGACACAUUUAAGCCUCAGUGAAGACCCCUCACCACCUGAGCUGUCUCAGAGUGAUAUAAAGAUAAAUGUAACCUUAAUGAUCUAAAAGCUGAGAUCAGGUUACAUGUUUGUCUUUUUGCCCAGGGAUCAUUGCUGUUAAUGCCGUGGUGUUCUGCUGUUGGAGAAUACCAUCUCUGCAGCGUUCCAUGAUCAAAUACUUCACAGCAAACCCCGCCUCCAGUGAGUCUGUCCAAUCACAAACUGUCCUCAGGGCUCAGGUGUCUGACAGAUCAGACACACCUGUACAUUUUCUGUACAUUGUUUCUGUUGGUUUUAAUCCUUAUCUGGACCUAAAGCCCUCUGUGUGUCAUCCUGCAGAGACACUGUGCGCCCCGAUGCUCCUCUCCACCUUCAGUCAUUACUCUUUCUUCCACAUGGCCGCCAACAUGUACGUCCUGUGGAGCUUCUCCAGCAGCGCCAUCUCCAUGCUGGGCCGGGAGCAGUUCAUGGCGGUCUACCUGUCUGCAGGUGCUGAAUAGCGACACACCUGACUGUUGGGUACCCUUAGUCGGUUUUAGAGUGAUCUACUUUAAUCACUUUGCUGCUCAUCAAACAGGAUCCUGUAUGAAAACACUGUCAGGUUGUUUCACCUGUGUGUGUUGUGUUGUGUUGUAUUCAGGUGUCAUCUCCUCGUUUGUCAGCUACGUGUCCAAGAUGGCCACAGGGAGGUUCGGUCCAUCUCUGGGAGCUGUAAGUAACACACACUUCUUUUUUUUGGAUAUUGGUAGAAACAGAAAAGCACCAGAGAAAGAAAAAGUUCAGGAACUUUUUUGAAGCAACUUUUGAAAAUAAAAAUGUUUCUUUGCUUGUUCUCAGUCUGGAGCCAUCAUGGCCAUCCUUGCUGCUGUUUGCACCAAAAUGCCUGAAGCCAAACUGGCUAUCAUCUUUCUCCCCAUGUUCACCUUCACUGCCGGAAACGUAAGACUGGCUCCACCUGACUCUCCUGUCUCAUCUGUCUACCUGAGUCCUUACUCUGAUCCUCUCUCCUUCCUCUCUACAGGCUCUGAAGGCCAUCAUUGCCAUGGAUACAGCAGGGGUGGUGCUAGGGUGGAAGUUUUUCGACCACGCUGCUCAUUUAGGAGGAUCCAUAUUUGGAAUGUGAGUCAGUGUUCGACCAAUCACAUCAGCGCAUUUGCUUUGACAGCCCAAUCACCUUCGUGAUUCUACUGUCAUUUCAAAUCUGAUCCCCAUCCACAGUGAGUGGAGCAGUCAGAGUUUAAAUUACCAGUCAAGAGUCAGCAAGUGAAAAGACGCUGACUGUUGAUUAACUGAGGACUACACUUUAUUUAUCCUAUUUCAUACAUUUCCCAUCAUGCUCUCUGCCCCCUCUCUCUGCAGCUGGUACAUCCUGUUCGGUCAUGAGUUGAUCUGGAAGAACCGGGAACCUUUUGUGAAGAUCUGGCACGACCUGAGAACUCGAGGGGGUCCAGGUGGGGGAGGUGACAGAGGAGGCGCCGUGUAGGACACUGAGACGCUGGGGCUGAUGGGAAAAAAACCUGUAAAGAUGUAUAAAAUGUACAGAAGUGCAAAGAACUAAAAAAAAAAAAAGGCUGCACUGCUUGUCUUCCUCUGGACCAGAGGAGGAGUAUCAGGAAUUAUCACUUGAGUUCAUAUUUAUAAAAAUAAUUAUGAGUCAGAGGGGUUUUUUUGUCUGCUGCUUGUCUUCCUCUUUUCCUGUUGAGAGACUUUGUCACGAUAAAGCUUCAGUUUUAAUCAUGUUUUACUUCACUGUCAAGACAAUAAAAAGUCCAAACUGUUCAGAGGAAGUUCUAAUUUUAGAUGUUCUGCAGCACAGGAGAAAAACUUGUUUCAUUGUGAAAGAGGCUUUUUAAACUCUGCAUCAGUUAGUUUGUGUGUGAUUUGAUCCUGAAAAAUGAUGAACAUAAAGCUCAUAGUCCAUGUGACAUACAGUGGGAGUUGACUUAGAUAGUUUGUCAGGGCUGAUACAGAGAAGAUUAUGAAAAGAGCUGAUAGUUAUGAUGAGACUUUUUUCCCACCUGUAUCUUGCUUCAAACCAGCAAAUGUUUUUUUUUUCUUUAAAACUUGUAAUUAAUAACUUUAUAUUAAAAUAAAGAUAAAUUAUAACCUUGUUUGGUGAA
Messenger RNA from Xyrichtys novacula (pearly razorfish), 5494 nucleotides. NCBI's taxonomy places the organism in Eukaryota, Metazoa, Chordata, Actinopteri, Labriformes, Labridae. The record is from the annotation of a GenBank genome assembly.